GUCAGAUGUCAGGGUAGUUGAAUGAGGUUAUGAUUUCUUUUUUUUAAGUAAAAUUUUGUAAGAAUUUCUGAAUUAUUUUGAUUAUAUCGAUAUGUAGUUUUUAAGAAGAUAUCAUAUAAUCAAGUAUGUCAGGUAUAGGUGUCAGGGAGGAACAUACUGAACCGUCACCAUCUAAAAGCCGUCGAAAAGAUUCCUAUAUGGCUUCAGGAGACAAUAAUAGCUACAACGAAUCCUGCCAGAUUAUGGUCGAUAAUUCUAACAAUAUUCUUAAGGUUUUAAAGAAUUUGUAUUCGGAAAAAGAUAUGUGUGAUGUAUUCCUAAUGGUCGGAUAUAAGGAAUACGGUGCUCACAAGAUUAUAUUAUGUGCAUCAAGUGAUGUAUUUAAGGUCAUGUUAAUGAGACCAGAAUGGUCAGAAUGGCACGAAAGUAGAGUAGAAUUACAAGAAAUGUCAAUAUGUGAGCCAGUCUUUUCAAUAUUCCUGGAGUACUUUUAUACUGGAAAAAUUAUGAUUACACACACUAAUGUUAUGCCAAUUUUAGCAUUAGCUGAUAAAUAUAUUGUUAAGAGUUUAACAAGAAUAUGCUUGUCGUACAUGUGCAAACAUGUUCCUCAUGCUGCUCAUCACAAUCAACUAUUUUCAUGGUUACAGUACAGUACAGCCUGCGGUCACAGUAAUGUAUUUGAAAUUUGCCAAAACUACAUAAAAUGGAACUUUGAGUCCGUAGCCAACACGCCUGAUUUCAGCAAUUUUGAUAUUAACAUGUUUACAAAAAUAUUAGAACAAAACGAUAUAGUGGUGCACAAUGAAAUGGUCCUUUACAAUUGUGUUGUACGUUGGCUUGAACUACAACAUAUUAAAUUAUUCCAACAGAGUUUCUCAUCUAAAUGCGUAAACGAAGAAUUCAAGCUAUUGAUUGAAAACAUUAUGAAGUAUAUCAGAUUUCCUAUGAUGACGCCGAGAGAACUUGCAGAUCUUCUGCUGUCUCCCGUUAUUCAACAACACAAAGAAUUUUUCGUCGAACGAAUGGCCGUUGGCAUGAAAUAUCAUUCCGGCAUUAUUUCAUUUGAUAACAUUACAGAAGAGGAGAAAUUGUUGUUUACGCCUCGCUUGUACACCUCCGACAGCUGCAGCGCUUUAUUGACAAUAGAAAAUUUUUUCAGUAUUCCCAGUUAUAACAUAAGUACGUUCGUUUUCUCGUCGUAUCUCUCGGCCGCUGAACACGAGUCUCACAAAAUUAUCGAAUGGAUGGUGGACCUGUACCCAAAAGGAGUGUGGUUCAAGAAAUUCUUACUAAUAGUGUGGCAAGGCACGCUGGAAGUUCCGGAGGAGAUUUUGCGAACUGUUCGAUUGUCUCUAACGUGCCGCGAAUUGUGCGAAUCGAAUAUGCGCGUAAAAAUAUCUGUUUUAAUAUAUGGACUACAGGGCGGAGUCGAACAUGUGAUGGAAGUUAAAGAAACUAUUCAUCAUUUUAAUAACGAGGAAAGAACUGUUAAUUUGGACAAUUUAAUUCCGUUUGAUGAAUUAAAUAGGUCUGCCGUUGCACACGAUAAAAAUGAGACAAUGUACCUCGUUGGACCUAACAGGGACACGCUAAAAAUAAAUCUAGUUAUUGCUCCCAUUAAAUAAACUUUGGGAUUUAUUUAAAAAUGGUGAUAUUUUAUUAAUAAAGUGAUGUUUGUUGUGACAAUUUUUGUAUAUGUUUAUUAAUAUAAUUCCUUUGAGGUAUUUGAGAAAAAAAAUUUAAUUAGUUGUAUUAUUU
Messenger RNA from Phyllotreta striolata, 1761 nucleotides. NCBI's taxonomy places the organism in Eukaryota, Metazoa, Arthropoda, Insecta, Coleoptera, Chrysomelidae. The record is from the annotation of a GenBank genome assembly.